AUGUGCUUGGAAGAUUAUGUCACAUGUGAAAGUCCUAUUUCCAAAGUCAGUGCACUCGUAACUUUCAAGUUGCAACCGAUGUUCAAGAGAUCGUUGACAUAUGUGAUGAUAAAUGACACUGAUUUUGGAGAUCAAGCCGUGACUUUUGGGGAAAAACAUGAGUUUGCGGAUUUCAUAUGGUUACCAAGCCAAGGCAAAGUGUUGUACCGAAUUGAUGAUCGGAUUCAGGCCAAUGUUUUUGUUUCAGGCAAUGGCUUGUUCAAUUUUUUCCCAUUCCGUUCACAACUCUCUCUGGUCUUAGCCUUCACCAGAUCCUUAGAGAGCGACGAGUCUUCGGGUGAGGCAAACAACAAGUGUGCGAGAGCAAAGACAUUAACGUCUUUUUUGUUUAAAAUCUCAUACGGGUUAACUAACAAUGGCUUUCUAUUUACAGGCUAUCCGGUCAUCGGACCAAUGUCUUCCGGUGCGUGUCUAGAUAGUUAUCAUAACGGACUGAUUACGGCUUGUCCGUGGGAUCCACGCAUUAAAGGCUAUUUUUUUUACCAAACAGCAUUAAGUGUUCCCCUCACACAUGUCAAAGAUUUCAUCAACGACAUCAAAGCACUUGUGAAGAUUGAGCCAAAAUCUCUCGGCGGCCUAGAUAGACUCAACAAUGGUGUUCUAGUCCGCUAUGUCACAUCCUCUACUGCUUAUCUAGGGAAAGAAGAAAAAGCUUUAGACUUUGACCUAACUUACUACAGAAGCAAAGAUGAUCCUUUGACACCACGUCUCUAUGAGGAUUACAUCGAAGAGAUCGAGCAAAUAGCCACAUUGAAAUACAAUGCCUUGCCUCAUUGGGGGAAGAACAGGAACGUAGCUUUUGAUGGUGCCAUUAGAAAAUACAAAAACGCGUUUGCGUUUAUGAAAAUAAAGGAGAGAUUGGAUCCGUCGGGGUUGUUUUCUACAGAAUGGACAGAUCAGAUUUUUGGUUUAAAAGGAAACGUGACGAUUGUGAAGCCAGGUCGUUGUGCAAUGGAAGGGCUGUGUAUUUGUUCGGAAGAUUCUCAUUGUGCUCCGAACAGAAGUUAUCUGUGCCGACCAGGUAAGGUUUACAGAGAAGCUAGGGUUUGUACUCUUGUAAGCGCUUAA
This is a messenger RNA of Camelina sativa (false flax), 1128 nucleotides long. Lineage: Eukaryota; Viridiplantae; Streptophyta; Magnoliopsida; Brassicales; Brassicaceae. The record is from RefSeq and is a predicted model, not a curated record.